Messenger RNA from Synchiropus splendidus (mandarinfish), 3058 nucleotides. RefSeq names its product nucleoporin 58 (gene nup58). The coding region runs from base 277 to 2124 and encodes 615 amino acids. Gene Ontology annotation, cellular component: nuclear pore. Lineage: Eukaryota; Metazoa; Chordata; Actinopteri; Syngnathiformes; Callionymidae. The record is from RefSeq and is a predicted model, not a curated record. Gene Ontology annotation, molecular function: structural constituent of nuclear pore. The transcript is spliced from 14 exons. Gene Ontology annotation, biological process: nucleocytoplasmic transport.
UCAUCGUUUACCCAAAAUUCCACAGGACACCGUAAACAGCGGGCGGGCAAUAGGAACAUUAGCAACGCGUGCUGAUCCUUGCCGCACAUUUAUCAUAGUUUAAGGAUUAAAAGUUAGCCUGCGCUACAGUUUUGAUUUGAAAUCGAAACAUAUGCGACACGCAAUUAUCUGCCGUGAGUGGGAAGCCUAUAUUUAGAAGGCUAGCAGUAGCUUACAUGUGUACCUGAAGUCGGCAUGUGAGCGGUUUCGUUUUGUAUUAAUGUCAUCAGAGGUAUAAUGUCUGGCUUUAACUUUGGAUCCGGGUCUCUUGGCACCGCCAAUACCGGUGGUGGAUUUACAUUCGGGACAGCUACCAGUGCACCUGCUGCGAGUACGGGUGGCUUCUCCUUUGGAAGUGCUUUGGGUACAGCUGCAGCCACUCCUGCGUCCACCGCUAGUACCACACCAUCACUCGGUUUGGGAGGAGGCCUGUUUGGUCAAAAGCCCUCCGGUGGGUUUUCUUUCAACACACCUGCUGCGGGUGCUACAGCACCAGCUGCUGGUCUCACACUAGGUGCAACUCCAUCAACGACUGCAACUACUGGUUUCAGCCUGGGCUUCAGUAAACCCACCGGAUCAGCUGCGCCCUUCUCGCUCACCACCUCCACAGCAAACACUGCAGCGUCAGCCCCCGGAGCAGGUUUAACUUUUGGAUCUGUCCUGACUUCCACUGCUCCACAACAGCCAGCAGCCACAGGCUUCUCCCUGAAUCUUGGUGGCACUACUGUCUCCACGGCAGCUGCCACUAUUCCAUCGCUUGGCGGAGGACUUUUCUCCAGCAAUGUCUCUAAUGCUGCAGGUUUGGGUACAGCUACACUUGGUGGAGGAGGGUUGACUCUCGGUUCUCUGUUAUCAACUUCUGCGGCCACAUCAACAGCCCCUGCACCCAGUGUUGGCUUGGGUGGGGUUGAUUUUAGCACCUCAUCUGAGAACAAGAGUGAUGCAUCAUCUGGUGUAAAUGCCCAGGACAGUAAAGCCCUAAGAGAUGAGAACCUUCCCCCGGUCAUUUGCCAAGACGUGGAAAACUUUCAAAAAUUUGUGAAGGAGCAGAAGCAGGUACAAGAGGAUAUCAGCAGGAUGUCAUCGAAAGCUAUAUCUAAGGUCCAGGAUGACAUCAAGACUCUGAAGCAGCUACUUUCUGUCAGCGCCAGUGGACUGCAGCGACAGGCUCUGGCCAUUGACAAAUUGAAGCUGGAGACAGCACAGGAGUUAAAAAAUGCCGACAUAGCCCUACGCACUCAAAAGACGCCUCCUGGUCUUCAGCACGAGAACACAGCUCCAUCAGAUUAUUUCCAUAGCCUGGUGGGUCAGUUUGAGGUGCAGUUGCAGCAGUACAGGCAACAAAUAGAAGAGCUGGAGAACCAUCUUACAACCCAGAGCAACGGCUCUCACAUCACUCCUCAGGACCUGACGAUGGCCAUGCAGAAACUAUACCAAACGUUUGUUGCGCAGGCAGCACAACUCCAGUCCACCCAUGAGAAUGUCAAGAUUUUGAAACACCAAUACCUUUCUUAUCGCCGUGCCUUCCUGGAAGACUCAACUGACAUCUUUGAAUCCAAGCGCUUGUCUAGCAGGAAGUGGCAGAACACACCGCACAUCACAACUGGUCCUGCUCCAUUUUCCAGCGUGCCGAACGCCGCAGCUGUUGCCAUGGCAGCUACGUUGACGCAGCAACAGCAGCCAACUCCAGAAACACUUAUGAGAGUAAAAGUGCAUCCUCUCUGUGUCGUAGGGGGCCAGGCACCCUUGGGGGCAGGGUUCGGAAACCCCUUUGCCUCUGCCGUGGGCUCUAGUUUGGGCUCCUCUACUCUGGGAGGCUUUGGUGGAGGACCUGGGUUUGGUGGUGUUGGGACUGGAGGUUCAUCCUUUGGCUUUUCCUCUGCAAGUAAGCCCACUGGAGGAAGUCUGAGUGCAGGUUUUGGAAGCAGCACCAGCUCAGGCUUCAACUUCAGUAACCCCGGCAUCAAUCCGUCCGCGGGUCUGACCUUUGGAGUGUCCAACCCUCCUGCCACAGGGUUCAGCACCGCAGGUCAACCAUUGCAGCUCAAGAAGCCUCCUGCUGGAAAUAAGAGGGGCAAGAGAUAGAACAGAGAAAGCUUUUAGUUAAGGUUAACUGAUAAGUGGAGGUUCUGUAGCCGGAGUUGCUCAACUUCCCAAAAGCAUAUUGGUGUUCCAAAAAAAGAAAUAAAAAAGAGUUAUCUGCUAAAACGUUCUUGCUGCCUUAUUUGUCGUUUGAUUCACCUUGAAUAGGUUAACAACUCAACCACUUGGCACUCGUGCUCAUUUGCUAAACAGAUGGAUGAUGCUGUUCCUUGGACCAAAACAAAGAUUGUGGACUUUGAUAAAAACAGGAUAAAACUUCUUUAUAGCACAAAAAAUUCUUUUGGGAAAUAUACUUUUUUGUGAUCAUAUUUUCCUUUUAGAAAUGACAAUUAUAGAAGACAAAAACAAUAUUUAGAUUUUUAAAAAAUGCACAUUUGUAAAAGGAAAAUAUAUACCCACUGAGCUGAUCGUGACUCUCACCUGUUGUUGUGUUACUGUUUAAGUUGUAAUCAAAUGUGUCGAAAUGCAUGGGUGUGCUGUUCCCUAGUGUUUCCUGCUGUCCGUCUCACAGCUCACAUUACUUUCAACAAGGGAGAUUCAAGAUCAGCUGGAUUAUAGUGAACACAGUUUAUUUUUCUAAACAGUGAAGCGAUGAUGUUGGAAGGCGACUAAACAAUCGGCUUCAUGACAUGCUUGUUUUUUGCGCUGCAUUUUAGGUUCUGAAAUUCCAUCCAUGUUAAGUACUUUUAGAAACAUUGUCCAAUGAAGAUGUCACAAGUGUUGUCUGAUUUACUGUCCAUGUGGUCCAUAAAUGUAGAUGCAUGAGUGCAUCUUGCACAACGAUUGUUCAGUUCUGUCGCAGUUUUGAACCGUCAGUGAGUUUUCUGUUCGGCUCGGUUACAAAACACCAAUGGCUGUAAUGUUUUCUAAUCGCAGUCUGUGUACCUGUAUUUUCCUGAGUCUGUUUAAUAAUAAA